GGUUUGUGCCUUUGUGGAGACUUAUCACUUGCUUUUCUGCUACAGCGCUACCGCCGCUACGUCUUAAAAUUAUCGUCUUUGUUUCGAAAUAUAAAUAAAUAUAGUUGAAAUCGAUACAAGUACAGCAGUGUAAUCCGUACGUAUUGGUAUUUGCACCAUUUGGAGUGAAUGAUAUUGGACGUAUUUCUGGCUCUUUUUUAGUGACUCAUCAUGCAAACAAAUAAAGGUGCUGUCCGGCCAUGGGAACUUGAAUGAUAUCAACGACUGUUCGUUAUUUUGUGCAGGCCUUUGGGCGUCGGGUAAAUUUAAAUCACUGCCACUCAAAGCAGAACAAGAAGACGUUUAUUUCCUACUACCACAUGUCCUUCCGCCUUUUAUUACUCAUGGCUGGUUAUGGAUUUGGUUAAUGUUUGAUCGAUUGAUCGCACUGGUGGACUGGAAUCCGAGUGCUAUCCGGGGUUUAGAACUGCUUAUUACGUAUCUAUAUGAAAUUAUGAAUUUGAAAGACGAUGAUUCAGCGCUAUAAAUCCGGUUUUUUCGUCUGCCGUUCACUGACCUUGCGGGAAUGUCGAUUGCGCGUUGUCGGUCGUGUUUUAUCUUGCUUUAGCAGUUUAGCUGUGCCACACGCGCGACAGUUUAAUUCCACUUUACACUUGCAGACUUGUUGUAUUGCAUUUGCAGUUGCAUUGCGUCUCAUCAUUCUGUGAUUUAAAUGCGUAAAACUUGCUUGCCAUAUUAUGGAUUCACCGCGUCGCAGUAGUGGUACCACAUCAUCGGUGGUGCAGUUUCUCCGCUCCAUCCUGGGAACCACCAGGAAGGAUCGCCAGCCGUCUGCUGGCCAGGAGGCUCAUUUGAAGCCCAGUUUUAUCAAAGGAAUUACAAUGCACAAUGAUGAGAAGGUGGAUGCCAGGGAUAAGAAUGUUCCCGAUCGGGAUCUGAAUAGACCAGCAGCUGUUUUUAACGGCAGUGCUGGCCUGCAUGGCAACCAUGGUGGCUCUGGCAGAGCCAGAAAUCCUCCUGUCCCCAGCAUCUUCGACUUUCGAGCCACCAGACCCGAAACGAAUGCACGCCAUGCUGGCGGGGAUCAGGAUAUGCAAGAUGCGCUACCAACUCCACCGGUUUCCAAGCCUCCUGCCCCUGUUCCUAGAACAUUAGCACCAUCAAAUAUUCGCGACGCGAGAUAUUUUAUGAACCACCGAAAUCGUGGUACUGCAAUCAUUAUUAACAACAGAUCCUUUGAUCGAGGAUUAGGCAUGCCUGAGCGGAAAGGCACUGACUUAGAUGCGGAGGUGCUGACGAAAGCCUUUGCACUGCUUGGCUUCGACGUGAUUUCGCCUUAUGAUAACCUGUCCGUCCACGACAUGCAGAAAUGUAUGGAGUAUUAUGCCACGCAGGAUCACACAAAUUCCGAUUGUUUUGCCGCGGCUGUCCUGUCUCACGGUGAUGAUGGGAUCGUUUUUGGAACUGAUGGUAAAUUAUCGGUGGAACGAUUGGUCGCACCAUUCAAAGGAAAUAAAAGCACUUCUCUUGCCGGCAAACCGAAAAUCUUUAUCUUCCAAGCAUGCCGCGGUGAUCGUCUGGAUCCGGGUGUGGAUCUGGUGGUGGCUGAUGACAAGGAUUCUAAUUUGUUGCGGCUCCCAUCGGAAGCCGACUUCCUGUUUGCGUACUCAACUGUACCGGGAUAUUAUUCCUGGCGGAAUACGGACAACGGAUCUUGGUAUAUCCAAGCGUUGGGCCGUCUCAUCCAGUUGUAUUAUGGAUCUGAUCCGAUUGGACCCCAGAAGGCGGGAGAUGAGGGUAUUGAAUUUGUGCGCUUGUUAACGAAAGUCAACUACGAAGUGGCGUACUACUACAAAUCCAGUGUGCCGACGAAUUUCGAUCUGGACCAACAGAAGCAGAUCCCGAGUAUUGUCUCACAACUGACCAGGGAUUUGUAUUUUCCCACUAGACGACCGGUUAUGCCGCCAGUGGAGGAUCAAGUCGUGGCGGAAUCUCAGUCCGAGAUUUGAUUUGUUGAAAGGGUUUGCUCAGAUUUCAUGGGCUUGCGAUAGUUUAUGGUGAUGAUAAUAAUGCGCUGUAUGUGCAACGAAGGAAUCACAGUUUACAGCCGUCCUUCGACACUAUGGUGAUGCUUUCAAUGGGUUGGACUUCUUGAUUAUUAUUGUUCACUCAGGUGUUUCACGCUUUUUGGCGUUUGGGUUUUAACUGUCGCUGCAUAAGCAGUUUCUGUUAAGUUGAAUUUUUUUGUGUUUUAUCCGUUUUCGAUUGAUUUUAAGUAGGAAUGCUUUUUGUAUUUACGAUCUUGCCGAUGUGAACCCGCGUGUAUAAAGUUGGCAGACAUGUUUG
Messenger RNA from Paramacrobiotus metropolitanus, 2346 nucleotides. Its product is annotated as caspase-3-like. Lineage: Eukaryota; Metazoa; Tardigrada; Eutardigrada; Parachela; Macrobiotidae. The transcript has 4 exons. Gene Ontology annotation, cellular component: cytoplasm. Bases 738 to 2009 code for a protein of 423 amino acids. Gene Ontology annotation, biological process: apoptotic process; proteolysis. The record is from RefSeq and is a predicted model, not a curated record.